GUUUACAUUAUGGCUACUAAACAAAUCAACAAAUAUCUUUUGCCCCUGUCUUCCUCUAUAAAUAUCAGAACUAACCCUGCUCUUUCAUUUGCAACCCAGCCAAAAAAAGAAAAAGAAAGUCUCUACGGUUUUUCAAUCUCCACCAGUGUAAUGGCGUCCAAGAAAAUCCACCUCUUCAGGCAAUCAGCCGUGAAAGCUGGAACCUCUGGCAGAUAUUACAUCAACCCAUCUGAGAAACUGAUGAGUAGAACAUCCGAAUGGGGAGUUGUAGAACGUGAAGAUGGUAUUGAGUUGAUUUUCAAUGAGUCUGUUUUUGGGGAUAUUCCAUUUUUUGGCAAAAUAUACAACAACCAGGCUAUCGGCGAUGCUGAAAACAAGGAUGAUGACUAAAGUUACUUAAUGAACACCAAUUUUUUUGAUGUUAAGAAGAUGAUUUGUGAGAUUAGGGAUGGAGUUUCAAAAUUUCACGUUCCUAAAAUCAAAGUUGAAGAAAACAAGAAGAAGUUGGUUGUUGGAGUGCAGGCUAAGUAGCAGUAUUAGUACUAGUUAUAAGAAAACUGGAAGGUGGCUUCUCUUCUUUGGCUUAAUUUUAUGAAAAAUGUCUUUCUAGUUUUUUUCUUUUUCUCUAGGUUUUUUGGUUUCAGUUUCUAUGUAUGGGUUUUUGAGAGUUAUGGAAAGGUUUGUAUUUUGAUUAUCAGGGUGCUUAAUGAGAAUCAAAAUACAUAUAUAACUGAUGUAAUCCUUCCAUGGUUUAUAGUUUUCCUUUA
Molecule: messenger RNA, 767 nt
Organism: Papaver somniferum (opium poppy)
Lineage: Eukaryota; Viridiplantae; Streptophyta; Magnoliopsida; Ranunculales; Papaveraceae
Exons: 2
Coding region: 10-390 (126 amino acids)
Source: RefSeq, a predicted model, not a curated record